Molecule: messenger RNA, 162 nt
Organism: Scutellospora calospora
Lineage: Eukaryota; Fungi; Glomeromycota; Glomeromycetes; Diversisporales; Gigasporaceae
Source: the annotation of a GenBank genome assembly
AUGUCAGAAGAAAAUUUAGAGAAUUUACGUGAACAAUAUGAACAGACCCAAAGAGAUUUAGAACAAAUACAAAAUCGAACAAAUGCAACUUAUAAUAGAGUAAUUUGUUCAGUUGAACGUAUGGUUGAAAGAAAUUUAACAGAAUCUGAAAAAAGAUACUGA